AUGAAUACAUCAUUAACGCCACAGUCAUGGAGACUUGUUGGAAGAACUGCCGCUGGAGGCCUUGCCACCAUCUACUUAAUGUGGAUGAUAUACAAACGAUAUGGUCCAAAGAAACAGGAUGAUAAACAAGAUAAUCAACAACAACAACAACAACAUGGUCAUAAGAAACAUCAUCAUCAUCAACAACAACCAUACUUUACAUUGCCAUCAAAUGUAAAGAUACAUGUUAUUGACUCUGCUGAUGAAGCCGAUCGCUUGAUGACCAAACUUCACAACUCUAUCCUGGCCAGCCUGAACCUACCGCUACUGGGCGAGCAUAUGGAAGAUGUGUCAUCACCAUUGCCCCAACGACUAAUUGAAGGAGACACGAGUGUUGAAGCAUUGGACAAUGCUGUGCUUGGACUUGAUGCCGAGUGGUCACAUGAGAACUUGCAUGAGGGUUCAUCUACCCCAUCUUCGUCAUCAUCUCAUGGCUUUGGAGGACCAAGAGUGGCUAUCAUACAACUCAGUACCAGAGACGAAGCAUUUGUCUUUCAAUGCCUGCACAUGGAUCGCUUCCCAAAGGCCUUGGCGGGCAUCUUGAACGACGCAAGGAUACUCAAGGUGGGAGUGGCCAUCAGUCAGGACGCCAUGACUAUAUUCAAGAACUUUGGAACAAUUGUCAUGGGUUGCGUCGAUCUGGUCCCAUUGGCAAAGGUCACCAACUUUGCUGGCAAUGGAUUGUCCAGCCUUGCCAUGUCUGCGUUGAACGCCAACGUUGAUAAGAGCCACCACAUUCGUUGCAGCCACUGGGAACUCAAGCAGUUGACCGACGAACAGACUCAUUAUGCGGCCAGCGAUGCAUGGUUGGGACACGCCAUCUUUGAGCGUCUCCUCCAGACGUACCGCUCUCGUGUCCAGCCACCCAACCCAUCGCCGUCGGCCAUGGACUUUUGUCGACCCUAUGUCAACGCCACAUUCAAAGUCAAGGACAAGGGCAACAGUAAUGGUAGUAGUAGUAGUAGUGGCAGCAGCAAUGGCAAGAUCAAGUCUACAAACAGUUUCACUGUGCCAGACGACAGAGUACUCUAUGACAACUGUCUGAUGUUCAGCCCAGAGGGAGAGCUGCUGUGCAAUGUCAGCAAGAAGAAGGUCGCUUGGUACGUUGACCGUGGACUGGCCGAGAUCACAGGCGAUAACCCAUUGUCUAUCAAGUUGACGUUCAAUCCAAAGGGAAACGGUCACGCCAACGACAAGUACUACUUGAGCAACAAGGAGAACAAGUGUGUUGUGUGUGGCACAACCAAGAAGAUCCUGCGCCACUCAAUCGUACCACAUUCAUAUCGUCAGUACCUGCCACUGGACGUCAAGAGUCACUCAUCUCACGAUGUCGUCAUCCUCUGCUGUCAGUGCCACUUCACCAUGAACAAGAGACUUAGCAUUAUGAAGUUGAUGAUCUCCAACAUGUACAACGUGCCAAUUGACACCACUCAGAACUAUGUCCUCGAUCGUACCAUUCUACGCAUGUCCAAGCAUGCCAUCAUCCUCUAUGGAUACUAUUAUGGUGACAAGGCCAAGCAGUCAGCCGCCGCUGAUAAGGUGGCCAAAGAACUACCACCUGCUACGGUGAUGGUGGCAGUCGAUGUCGAUGAGGAGGUCGAGGACGAGUCAAUGAAGUCGACAUCAACUACAUCUACGACAUCGACGACGACUACGACAAAGACUACAAAGACAACACCAUAUUUACCAAAGAAGAAACCAAAUGUACCAGCAGACAAGUUGGAUCAGAUGAAGAAGGAGGUGUUGGAGCACUUGGAAAAGACAGAGCUGUUGGAAGAGGAUCUGAUCGCAUUGAUCGAGAGCAAUCCAAAGAGCAAGAAUGAGAACUAUGUGCCACAUGAGAAGUUGGUGAUGGACAAGGUGUUGGCCGGUGGAGACGAAGGCAUCCAAAAGUUCAUCAAACAAUGGAGGAAGAACUUUGUCGAGACAGUUCAGCCAAAGUAUUUGAACGAGUAUUGGAAUGUAGACAGAUAA
Molecule: messenger RNA, 2013 nt
Organism: Acytostelium subglobosum LB1
Lineage: Eukaryota; Evosea; Eumycetozoa; Acytosteliales; Acytosteliaceae
Exons: 1
Coding region: 1-2013 (670 amino acids)
Biological process (GO): nucleobase-containing compound metabolic process
Cellular component (GO): cytoplasm; nucleus
Molecular function (GO): 3'-5' exonuclease activity; nucleic acid binding
Source: RefSeq, a predicted model, not a curated record